Molecule: messenger RNA, 480 nt
Organism: Thlaspi arvense
Lineage: Eukaryota; Viridiplantae; Streptophyta; Magnoliopsida; Brassicales; Brassicaceae
Source: the annotation of a GenBank genome assembly
GCGCAAUCUCCAAACCCAUUAGAGAUCCUCUCGAAGAAAUCGCCGGAGAAGCUUCUGCUUCCACAACCAACAGAUCUAGAUCUCAGCACUUUCCUCCCAAAAGACGAACCACCACCACUACCAACACCGUUUGUUGGCGUUUCUGCAACCACUUGGUUAUUAGGACUCUCAUCUUCUUCCUCCGCAAUCACAUCAAUGCCUCCACCACCGACUCUCUUCGAUGACUCUGUUUCCUCUGUUCUCUGGUUCCUCCCGUUUUCGAUCUGGUUCCUUGGCCUCGAAGAAUGGCUAAAGCUGUCGACUUUUUUGGCUGUGCUGCUGCUGAUUUGGGCGAGAGAGGUGGUGGAAGAAGGAGUGAAGGUUUUAGGAGAAGAGGAAGAGAGGUGUGUUUGUUUAGGGAGAGGGAAAGAGGAAGUGACGAGCUUACCAAGCUUUUCCUGGAGACAUAAUGCACAGAUCCCACCUGGGUUUCUCGUGUAA